Labeo rohita (rohu) is the source of this 1180-nucleotide messenger RNA. RefSeq names its product serine/threonine-protein kinase 19-like. The record is from RefSeq and is a predicted model, not a curated record. The transcript has 6 exons. Gene Ontology annotation, molecular function: protein serine/threonine kinase activity. The coding region runs from base 280 to 1050 and encodes 256 amino acids. Gene Ontology annotation, biological process: protein phosphorylation; positive regulation of Ras protein signal transduction. Lineage: Eukaryota; Metazoa; Chordata; Actinopteri; Cypriniformes; Cyprinidae.
GGUUUAAUUCAUCCUGAAAGCAACGAAGAAGAGUUUCAGUCAGCUGUUGUGUUGAGGAACUGCAAACAAUCAUUUAAACUUUGUUGAGUUACAAGAGUAGAAUUUAUAAAAAUAUAUUUUGUAAAGCAAACACUGUUUCUGAGUCACUUCAGUAGAAAAUUUCAAAUAUUUAAAAACGUUUCUGCGAUAUCCUCAGCUAACUUAGCAUAAAAGCUAACUAGCGUUACAUGAGAAAAACAGUUCAAUGAAGUUGUGGCAGGGCUGAAAAAUCAGAAAGAAAUGAACAGAAAAAGAGCCCUGAUCGCAGACACGUUCUGUUUAACGAAGAAACGCAAAUGUGCAGUUGACAGUGUUAGCGAAGACAGUCAAGCAGAUGGAGGUGCUGAUAUCAAGUCAAACUUGCAGUACCUCAUGACACUGUUUUCACGCAAGCUCUUCAACGAUACCCUCCCACCAGUGGUCUUAAAACACCAGCUCUACAGUUUACACAAUGAUAAAACCCUAGUGGACAAGCAGGUGAAUGAGUUGAGGGAAAAUGGUGAUCUGUUGAUGUUCCAGCUGGGGUUUGACUCUGAGGCCUUUGCUUUGGUGUUUGCUGAAGACUACAAAGCCAAAGUCCUGCAGGGGGAAGAUGGCAGAAAAACGCUGGGAACUGUCGAGAAAUUUCUGGCCAAACUACUUCCCAACUGCUCCGAUUUAAGUUUCAACAAAGAAAAAAUGCUUAAAGAGUUCCUCUUUACAGACUCCGAGAUAACGCAGCUGGUGAAAUCAGGCGUCCUCACAGUGAGGGAUGCAGGCAGCUGGUGGCUUUCGAUCCCAAACUCUGGCAAAUUCAUUAAGUACUUCAUUAAGGGACGCAAAGCUGUUCUCGGCAUGGUUAGGAAAUCCAAAUAUGGUGAAAUCCUCAAGACUGAAUUGGAGGGACGCCCCACGACUUCCCAGGUCAAAUUCCAGAUGAAGUAUCACGUCCAUGAUAUAAUUGGAGCAGAGUUAGUAGAAUGCAUACAGACAACAUCAGGGACAUUAUUACGAUACGUGGAUGGAAACUAACAGCUCCACUCACUUGUCUUGAAUUGUACAGAAUUGAACUGUGUAAUGUAUUUAUUGCCAUAUUCUUUUGGCUACGAACAACAGAAUCAACUGUGCACAAUAUAUAUAAUAAAAUUUUUGCCAAAUUUCA